This is a messenger RNA of Aspergillus japonicus CBS 114.51, 1122 nucleotides long. RefSeq names its product alcohol dehydrogenase family protein. The transcript is spliced from 6 exons. NCBI's taxonomy places the organism in Eukaryota, Fungi, Ascomycota, Eurotiomycetes, Eurotiales, Aspergillaceae. Bases 1 to 1122 code for a protein of 373 amino acids. Gene Ontology annotation, molecular function: oxidoreductase activity; zinc ion binding. The record is from RefSeq and is a predicted model, not a curated record.
AUGUCCAGCGAACAACAACAACAACAACAACAGAGCAUGCGCGUGGUGGCUUUCCGCGGCCCUUACAAGGUGGCGGUGGAGGAGCGGCCGGUACCCCGGGUUCAGGACGCGAGGGAUGUGGUGGUUAAGGUGAAGUAUACGGCGCUUUGUGGGAGUGAUCUUCAUGUCUACCGCGGGAUUGAGCCGAGUGGGGAAGGUGUGGUAAUGGGACAUGAGGUUACCGGAGUGGUUGUUGAGGUUGGGGAUGAUGUGCGCUCGGUCAAAAAGGGGGAUUCGGUUGUGAGCGCUUUUACCACGUCUUGCGGCAAAUGCUGGUACUGCACUCAGGGACACUCUUCGCGAUGCGAGCAGAAUGUUCUACUGGGAUGCGAUGCCCUGGACGGCGCCCAGGCUGAAUAUGUGACGACGAAGAGGCUGAACUUGUCGGAACAGAUCAGAAUUCCCAAUGCGGACGGCACAGUGGUCAAGACCCCUGAAGGGGUUGAUGACAAGCUUCUGGUGCUUAUGGCCGAUAUCUUCCCUACGGGUUACUUUGCGGCGCGCAAUGCGUUCAAGGCAUCCACCCCAGAGCAGAUUGCAGAGCAGACGGUCGUCCUCAUCGGCUGCGGGCCAGUCGGACUUUGUGCUCUGAUCAAUGCGCUCGAAUACAAGCCUAAGCAUUUGCUGGCGGUGGACUCGAUUCCCGCGCGACUUGAGUUGGCCAAGUCGCUCGGAGCCGAACCCUGGAAUUUCCAGACCGACCGGGAAGGUCUGGACAAGCGCGUCCAAGAGUUGACGGACGGGCGCGGCGCAGACGCGGUCAUCGAGGUCGUGGGCUUGAGUCCGGCAUUGAGGACCGGAUUCGAUCUGCUGCGGCCGUUCGGUACCAUCAGCAGUGUUGGUGUGCACAAUGGCGAGAUUCCAUGGACUGGUAGUGAGGCGUAUGGCAAGAACCUGACGGUCCACAUGGGACGAUGCCCUGUGCGUUCGGUUUCCGAGCAAGCCCUGCAAGUUCUGAAGAAGAACCAGCAUCUUCUUGGGUUCAUGGCCGACAAAAUUAUGCCCCUUUCGCAGGCGGUUGAGGCCUAUGAGCUCUUUAAUGCGAUGAAGGUACAGAAGGUUAUCUUUGAGGUCGACAAAUAG